AUGCCGUCGGAUCAAUCGAAAAUGUUUGACAAUAGCUUCAGAAUAGCAAAAAUUUUCGGCAUUUGGCCCGGACUCAAACCAUCCCGAUAUUACAAAUUUUACUCUUUCAUUUACCUCUUUGCGACAUUUGUGUGUUACAAUUUACUUCUUACUUUAAAUUUACUUUAUACGCCCCGGAAAAUUGAAUUACUACUCCGCGAAGUGAUAUUUUACUUCACAGAAAUUACAGUUGCGACGAAAAUUUUAACGAUUCUCUUUAUGCGUGAUAAAAUUAUUCAAGCACUUAAUUUCAUUGAUUGCGAUGAGUUUGUAGGUGACUAUGAAAAUAAGAAGGGAAUACUUUACAAGACGAACAUGGGCUUCAGAUUGGGUUGGAGAUCAUACUUGGUUCUAUCGAAUAUUGCUUAUUCGAGCCAAGUUAUCGUGCCUAUAUUUUUAGAUAUCUUACGAGAGACCAAGUCGGAAUUGCCGAUAUGCAAAUAUUACUUUCUGAGUGAUGAAGAUCGGGAGUCCCAUUUCCUUUUUUGGUUUAUAUAUCAAUCUUUUGGCAUGUAUGGACAUAUGAUGUAUAACGUGAACAUUGAUUCAAUCAUCGCAGGCCUUUUGCUGAUAGCUAUAGCUCAAUUGAAGUUACUGGGUAAUAAUCUAACGAAUCUCAAAUUAUCCAAUGAAGAAAGUAAAUUGCCGAAAGAUUCUCAAGACAAGAUUCAAAUAAAGAGAUUCCACAAACUGUUAAGACAUUACGAAGUUAUUUUGAAUUACUGUGACACGGUUCAGGAUACAUUGAACGUGACACUAUUUUUCCAAUUUGGCGUUGCAUCGAUCAUAAUAUGCGUUGUUAUGUGCGGUCUUCUUUUACCAUCAUCCACAGAGACAAAGGUUUUCCUCGUGAUGUACCUAUUUACAAUGACGCUGCAAAUAUUUGUACCAGGAUUUCUUGGAACACAACUGACAUACGGAAGCGAAGGACUAGUCACAGCAGCGUAUAAUAGUGAGUGGAUUCCAAGAUCUGAAUCAUUCAAGAGUAGUUUGAAGCUCUUUAGAGAACGAGCAGCCAGACCAGUGGUGAUCUCAGGGUUGAAGAUGUUUCCUCUAUCACUUAUCACUUUUACCUCAAUUAUGAAGACCGCUUACUCUUUCUUUACACUAAUUAGAAACGUUCAAGAAGCUUAG
Molecule: messenger RNA, 1173 nt
Organism: Spodoptera littoralis (African cotton leafworm)
Lineage: Eukaryota; Metazoa; Arthropoda; Insecta; Lepidoptera; Noctuidae
Source: the annotation of a GenBank genome assembly